AAAUGCUCAGAGCAUAUAACGGGUUGUUAAAUGAAAGGGGUAUGGAUCCGUACCUCUAGAAUCAGAUUCUAGAGGUACGGAUCCGUACCCCUAGACACUUUCUUGUUAAAUAAACCGAACGAUACACACACAGCCCCUGGCAAUACAAUACAAUAAGUUUUAUUUUGAGUCGACAAGAAGGCAACAUUACAAAACAUAAGCUCUGAAGAGCUUUUGAACCGACUAUACAACAAAUUAAAACAAGUUUAACAGAGUUAUAAAAGAGCUACAAAAGAGAAAUUAUUAAGCACACAAAUUUAAAUAGAACUAGUUGAGCAUGUGUAAUAAUACAAGUGUUAAAAUCUGUGUUGAAGCUGCUGAUCUAGACAUUGCUGUCUAAAAACUGCCAUAAGAGAGGAAAAUAAGAUCUGCAAUACAAAAAACAACACAAAAGUGUAUGCUUAAGAAAUGGUGAUUAAAACUGUAUCCCCCACAAAUCAGAUUUGGAAAGAACUGAUCAGCAACUUCCUCACAGUAGCAAAUGCCAAACAACAUGAAAGAAAGCAUGUCAUAUAUACAGACAGUGUGUAAUACAAAAAUAAGCACAGAAGCAUACAAGCAAACAUAUAGCACAUACUAAGCAAUCAGCCAACAAGGUAAGCAGAGACGAUAUCAUAUUAAUAAGCUACAAAAAACAUGGCAAACUCAAUACAUAAUAAUAGGCAAAAAAACAAAAGGAAAAGUAUCAUGUGGUUCUGUUUCGUUUGUAUUUAAUUGAAUACAUAAAAAGUAUUUGUUUGUUUCAGUUUAAAGGAACUAACCCACAGAUUUUAGGCGAAAAAUGAUUUCUCUCAAACAUUUAUAAAAAGUGAGUACUCUGAAGUGACCAGUGGUACAACCUUAUCGACAUAAGAUUUUUGCAAGGUAUUCUUACAAACUGGAGCAAUGAUAUCUUCUUCCCAGUUACAAAUGACCAAAAUUUAUUUUGCAGAAAGUAAUAAAUCGUUGCAAUGAUUUUGAAAAUAUGCAGAAAAUCUACAUUCUUCUUGCAUAUUUAUCAAUAACUUACUUUCAUUUACACCCACUUUAUCAUUUUUCAGUGUCAUAUACAGUAUACAUUCAGUGCCAUUUGCAAAAUAAUGUUGCAAUAUAAAAUAAUUUCUCUGAGGUGUGGACAGCAUUGCAGUAUGGUUAGACACAUGAAAAAGAAAACAGUUUAUUCUUUCAUAUACUAGCAGUUAAAACAGAUAAGUAUUUGAAGUUUCAAACACAGAUAUUAGAAUGAAUAUGGCAGCUUUCUUUCAUUACAAGCAGAGUUCAGAUUUAUUGAUGUGUAAGUUUGGGCAGCAAUGAGGAUGGCAAAGAGUGUAUGUUCAGUGCUGAGGGGGACUAACACCUUAACAUGGUCCAGAUUGAGGACAGAAAUAAAACAUUUUCAUAUCAGUAGAGUUUGCAUGGCAGAGACUCAGCAGAAUAAAUAUAAUCAGUGGACAGUGCCAUUUAAAUUAAAAGACCCAGAGUAUGAUUUGGACUAUAUACUGAAUCCAGCAAAUCAUGCUGCGAUCAGCGAAAACAUUGCUAACAGGAAAGGUGUAGGAAAUAUUGAUCUUGUGGUUGAUUUAUAUAGGAAAUUUGAAAACACAAGAGAUCCAGAUGAAAAAGAGACUGUUAAAAGACAAUUUCUCAAAGCAGUUGGAGAAAUGCCAAACACUUCCCAUCCACAGUCACCAGUAGGGGAGGAAGAUGCAGCUAUACUUGUAGAUCUUGUUGGGCAUAAAAGAGAAACAUCAGGAGAUCAGCCACAGUUGAAAACCAUGUUGGAACUUGGAGAACAUCUUGGCAUGUUGAGAACAAGCAAUGUGAGUUUGACAACAGGCCACACAACAUACUACUUUCUUGACCAACUGGCUAUGUUAGAGCAAGCUCUUGUUAAAUAUACAGUGGAUUAUUUGCUUCAAAAGGGGUUCCAGUUAGUGUCUGUACCCGAUCUGUUACAUCCAGAAAUCAUUGAGAGUUGUGGUUUCAAGACAACAGGAGAUGUUGCUCAAGUGUACAGACUAGAUACAGCUAGACAUCCUGAUCUGUGUUUGAUUGGAACUUCAGAAAUGUCUUUAGCAGGUUAUUUUACAGAUGAAGUUCAAAAGAUAAAAGACUUACCAAUUAAGUUUGCUGCAGUCAGUAGGUGCUACAGAGCAGAGACGUCCCAUAUGGAAGAUGAUCUGGGUCUGUACAGAGUACACCAAUUUACCAAAGUAGAAAUGUUUGGGGUAACAAGCAAUAGCAGUGGAGAAGAAGGCAAUGACCUGCUCAUGGAACUUAUAGACAUUGAGAAAACAUUGUUUAGUCAGUUAGGUUUACAUUUUAGGGUACUAGAAAUGCCAACAACAGAGUUAGGAGCUCCUGCUCAUAGAAAGUUUGAUAUUGAAGCUUGGAUGCCAGCCAAACAGUUCUGGGGUGAGAUAUCUAGUGCCUCUAACUGUACAGACUACCAGAGCAGAAGACUCAGUAUAAAAUAUAGCACAGAUAGUGGGGAUCUCAAUCAUUGUACCACAGUAAAUGGCACAGCAUGUGCAGUUCCCAGGACUCUCAUGGCAGUUUGUGAAACACAUCAAAAUCAGGAUGGCAGUAUAAAUAUUCCAUCAGUAUUACAGAAAUGUAUGGAUGGGUUACAAGUUAUAAUUAAAUCAGAUUGUGUUCCAAAGUUAUCCUGGAUCAAGUCAAAUAAGCUGAAGAAGUAGAUAGUUGGGAUUAUACCUUCCAGUUACAUUAUGGAUGUUACAAUCUGGACACAAAAAGUGGAUCAAUAAAGUUGAUUGUUCCUUCCUAUUGAAUUUCUGGAUGUUACACUCUAGACACAGGCUGAUGAAAAGGUGAAUACAUAAAUGAAUUUACACUGUGGAUCAUAUACUGUUGGUACAACAUGACGAACUUUUAAAUGGAGUUAAACUCUGGAUGUUACUCUCUUGGUACGACAGAAUGAACACAUAACUGAAGUUACACUCUAGAUGUUAUGCUGUUGGUGCAUCAAAAUAAACAGGUCAACUAAGCCAACAAAGUAUAGAGGUUUGAUUCUGUGCUUUCAAGAUUGUGCUAAUUACCCUGCAGGCUGAGUUUAGGCUAAACCUUCCAUGUUGUCAUGAGUGUUACAUUAUGGACACCAUAAACUGAAGUUGUUCAAACCUUAUAAACAGAAUUGGAAGCUUACAGAAAACACAUAGCUGUAAAGAAAAUAAAAGUAUUCAAAAAGUUUACACAUAAGUACUUCUGUUAGUUGCUUUGUGACAUUCAGUAACUUACUAUUGCUGCCUCUCUGUACUCUCGUGACUUGUAACCUCUAGCAGAAAAAUGAAAUUAAUCGAAAAUGUGAUGUAGACACAAGUUAUGCAAUUUGUUUUUAUAUAUACACAUGUACUGUUCUUUAUGGUAUGUAAAAAUCAUCUAUGUUCAUUAACACCUCACCCAUUCUGAAGUGCUGGUUGUUGAGAGGCUUUCUAGUACAGAUUGAAUUCCUGCCUGGCAUGGCAUGAAAAGAAAUGAUUCUGUAAGUAAAUGUUGUAUGUCUACAAAGUGAAGAAUUCAUAUAUCAAAAGUGCUAUUCUUUUCAGUAGGGAUGACAAUAUUAAAAUAAAAACUUGCCAUACCAAACUAAUUAUGGUUUGCUAUUUUAGUAGAAUGCACUCUUGGAUUAUGGCUCUUGAAUUACUAGAAAUCUGCAAAUUUAGCCUUGUCCACUCUCUAAGUCGAACAGUUUUCAUCCAAUCUUCACCAAACUUGCAGAUGAUGUUUGUGGGCAUAAUAUCUUGGACAAGUUCGAUAACCAGCCAAAUCGCCCCAGGCACUCUUAGAUUAUUGUCCUUGAAUUAGGCCAAGUUCAAUGACGGGCGUAUUUUGUGACAGUGGCAUUCUUGUUAACCAUAAUUUUAUGACAAUGAAAACACGGCAGAUUUUUUGUCUGCGUAAAGUUCCAAGCUGAAUCAUCUUGGGUAAAAAGAUAAGUCACUAGGUCCAGUCAUAAUUGAUUGUUGUUAAUGCCCAAAUAGUCUCGUUUUUACCUAAUUUACAUGAAACCUAAACAAAUCUUUGUCUUUCAGUUUUAAAACUUGAUCAUCUGGAGUAAAAAGAAAAAAAGACUGGGUGAAAUCCGGGGCCACAUGUUUACUAAAUCUGCUUGAAAAAACUAGCCAUAUUUUUUAGCUUACGGUCAUGAAAUUCAGAUGAGUCAAAUAAUAGGAAAAGAAUAUAAGCCCUUCAGAAAUAAAUUUUUGACUGGGUCUUCAUGCAUCUGGAAUCAUUUUAAGCAUAGAUGGAAAUGCAGGUAAAUUGAAGCGGUUUAAAGUAUGCUACAUUAUGUUAACAAACAAGUCUUCCAAACGUGUUCAUCCAAAUAUAUUGUACACCUUGGCCUCGUGGUUUAGGCAUCCACCUCGGGAAUGGAAGGUCAUAGAUUCAAGCCUCACUCAUUCUGAAGUUCUGGUUGAUGAGAGGCUUAGCCUGGCAUGGCAUGAAAGGAAACAAGUCUGUAGGUAAAAGUUACAUAUGUCAUACGAGAUAAAACUGAAAUUGUUUGAAAAACAUUUUGGAGAGGUUCGAGGGAUUAUAGCAAAACUGUUACUUUAUUUCUGUAUUCCAUCUAUAGAUGAUAACCAUAGGCAAUAUAGUGAAAAAAGAAAACAUUAGUGAAAUUAUUGCAUUUAUUCCCAAUAUGUUCAAUAUUUUGCAAUAUUUUGUGAACAUAAAAUUUGUCAAUAAUAAAUCUAUAUUAGACUUG
Molecule: messenger RNA, 4747 nt
Organism: Mercenaria mercenaria
Lineage: Eukaryota; Metazoa; Mollusca; Bivalvia; Venerida; Veneridae
Product: serine--tRNA ligase, mitochondrial-like
Exons: 16
Coding region: 1329-2717 (462 amino acids)
Biological process (GO): mitochondrial seryl-tRNA aminoacylation
Cellular component (GO): mitochondrion
Molecular function (GO): ATP binding; tRNA binding; serine-tRNA ligase activity
Source: RefSeq, a predicted model, not a curated record